Molecule: messenger RNA, 2162 nt
Organism: Frankliniella occidentalis (western flower thrips)
Lineage: Eukaryota; Metazoa; Arthropoda; Insecta; Thysanoptera; Thripidae
Exons: 2
Coding region: 152-1387 (411 amino acids)
Molecular function (GO): protein binding
Source: RefSeq, a predicted model, not a curated record
GUCUUGGACGAAUUCGUCCAAGCCUACGUCCUACGUCUAACCUACCUAGUGUGUUCGAGUGCGGAGUGCGAAAGUUUCGCGUUGGUGCUCGUUUUGAAUUUGAUUGAACUAUCUCCUUUUGUAUAUUUUGCUUUGGUCAAAGUAGUGCAAAAUGCAGAACAUUGGCGACAACAACGUGGAGAUUCCGAGCACUUUUGAGGGCAUGGAACUGAUGAGAUACCCGGACGAGCUACUAUUGCUGAUUCUCGAAAAGGUCAGGAGGGUUGACCUGUUCGCGUGCCGCCUCGUCUGCCGGAGGCUGGGCGCCCUGGCCCUGCACCCGGGCGUGUGGCGGCACCGGCGGCUCGUCGUCAACCGCAGGAGGCUGACUUGCCCGGUGCUGAGACUCGCGCCGUGCCUGGCGAAGCUGGUUGUCACCGUGCCCACCUCCUCCAACUGCCACCCGCUGACGCUGUUGUCGACGAAGUGCGCCGCGUCCUCCUUGCAGCUGAUCGUGGGGCCGGGGGGAGCCGCCCAAGGUGCCCUGGUCAUCCGGAAUCAAGAGGCGCUCGGACAACUGAGGUCUCUGGAAGUGGAACUCGAAGAUGAUUUUGAAAAUGAGGUGGACAUGAGUGGCCAUGAAGCAGCAGUAAUCUUGGGGGCGGUAGCCUCGACAGGCGGCCUCCGGGAUCUGGUAGUGAACCCUAUCCCUGAAUGCGCCCCCUCACCCCUAGUGAUCGAGUGUUUUAUCAGAAAUAACGAAGUGUCUGCGCCAUUACUCAAACGGCUCCAUUUCAACGUAUGCCUGCGCACCCAGUCUCUCCUGAAGCACGUGGUGGCCGUCAACAACGCAACAUUGACGGCGAUAAACCUGACGGGGUUUGAGUCCAUGACCGCCGUCACGGAGAUGGUAGCCUUGGCGCCUGUGCUGGCCACCCUCGCGGCUCUGCGGGAGCUGGCGUGCCCGCUGCUGCCCGGUCUGGAGGCGGUGGCGGCGUGCGAAGCCCUCGAGAAGGUGGACCUGCAGCUGAGCCCCGGCACGCCGGCCGCGACCAGGUCCGCGGUGCAGUUCUUUCUCCGCGCCAAGGCCCUGCGCCACGUGGCCAUGGAGUGCGGGGAUUUGAACACCCCGCACUCCGUCUGCUGCGAGCUCUUCGAGGCCCUGUCGGCCGGCCGGACCCGCGCCACCCUCCAGUCGGUCAGCGUGUCCUUCCUCCCGUGGACCCUGCCGAUGCCCGCGGUGGUGCAGAGGGCCAUGCUGGCCGCGCUGCCCCUGCUGCCGGCCCUGGGCACCAUCAAGGUAGGCGGCGCGGUGCCCGACGAGCUGUUGCGGCAAGCCGGCCACGGCCCCGGCCGCGCUGGAGUACCUGAUGCUGGAGUUCUGGGCGUCCCAAGCAUGUGUUCAUAGUCUCCUCCACGAAGAGGGCGUGAAGGCUAUCAUGUCAGACAAUCCCCAUGUCCAGCCACUCGUUCCCGCCACCCUCUCAUCUUACUGCGCUGGCACCACAUGUGACUACUGUGAGCUAGGGUGCCACCAGGGCCUGCCCGAGAACGGCGAACGUUUUGCUUCUUUUCAAUUUGUUCCCAUUCCCCGAGAUGUUCCUCAGUGAAGCGAAGUCUAUUUUGCUUGUUCAUAAUUAAUUUUUUUUAUUUUUUUGUACUGUCGAGCUAAUUGGGCAUGGUUUGUCUAAUGUUUUUUAAUGUUCAUCAUCUUUGUGUUCCUUUUUAUAGUCUUCUCAAUCGAAUAUGACGCCACUCUUGAAAGAGCAAAUGAUCAUUUUUUUGAACUGUCCGAAGUUCUUAUUUUUUUAAAUGUUGACCUAGUGAGGCAUGGUAAAUAUUUUGAAUGUUUCUCAAUGUUGAAACAAAUUGGCAUCAUAAAUUAUGCCUAAUGUUUAUGUAAUAAAUCAUGAUAAAUAAUGUUUACCAAUGUUUUAUUAUUCCUAAUCUAUCAGGCAUUGUUAACGAUAUAUUUAAUUUUUCUUAAUGUUAAGCUAAUAAGACAUCAUAAAUGUUUAUUAUUGUUGCUUAAUUUUUUAAUGUUAAGGUACUGAUGUCUGGUAAAUUAAUCACUGGCCACUUGAGGUUCUAUGCCAAUGCCAUUCUCGUUCACUGAAAUGUGAAAUUUGACUAUUUUGACUGUUCUCUUUUGUCAUGUCUCAUCAAUCUAGUAUAAUGUCAAA